UUCCCACCAGAUGCCCGACCCCACCAUAGCGGUUUGAGGACUGGCAACAAAACCACAACCACCACACGGACCUCGACCUCUGCUUCGACAGCGCCAAUUGACUCGAAGCAAAGCCAGCAGACAACAUGGCAGCAAUCCAAGAGCUCGCAGAACGGGUCAAGCCCGAGAACGAAACCGUCUACGUCGACACCGAUGCAGGUGUCGACGAUGCCUCAACCGACGGCUCUGAGUCAAAGCCGUACAAGUCCCUGGCCUACGCCAUGAUCGCCAACAUCGAGCGGCCCACAACAAAGUACCUGUCCCGUGCCUCCAAGACUGGCGACGACCCAGGCGCUGCGCUGCAGUGGAAAGAGCCCGCCAAGAGCGCCGUCAAGAAGGCCACCUCUGCCGUCGACCAGCACAAGAAGAAGCUGGCCAAGCAGGCCUCGUCCGCCGCCGUCGAGGAGGAGGCGAGGAAGCAACGCCUGAAGAACCUCGAGGAGGCCAAGAAGGUCGUCAUCAAGCAGGAUCCCAGCUUGCCAGAGGCGAGGAAGCUGAGGAUCGACGACAAGAAGGUGGACCUGGGAGACGGCGACAAGAAGGGCGAGAGGGUCAAGGUGUCCGGCCGCAUCCACCGGUUGCGGCCACAGAAGCAGGCGACGUUCAUCGAGCUUGUUGAUGGAUACGGCCACCUGCAGUGCAUCAUUGCGGCGGGACCCCUCACACAGACCUACGACGCCUUGACCUUCACCCAGAGCACCUCCCUGACGCUCUACGGCGAGAUGAAGAAGGCGCCCGAGACAGCCAAGGUGCCGGACAACCGAGAGCUGCACGUCGACUACUACGAGGUGCUGGGCGCCGCGCCCACUGACAUGGAGGCGCUCACCAACAAGGUCUCGGCCACUCAGGACCCAUGGGAGUCGGACAUGCUUGACCAGAGGCACCUGGUCCUGCGAGGAGACAAGGCGUCCUCGGUUAUGAAGCUCCGGUCCGAGGUUGACUAUGCCUUCAGGCACCUGUACAAGCAACUGAAGAUCAGGCAGGUGUCGCCGCCUGCUCUGGUGCAGACGCAAGUCGAGGGAGGCUCCACGCUGUUUGGAUUCAACUACUACGGCGAGGACUCGUACCUUACGCAGUCUUCCCAGUUGUAUCUCGAGACCGUGCUCCCUUCCAUGGGCAACGUAUACUGUAUCGAGAAGUCAUUCCGUGCCGAGAAGAGUCUGACGCGCCGUCACCUUUCUGAAUACACCCACAUCGAGGCGGAGCUGGAUUUCAUUACCUUUGAGGAUCUGCUCAACCACUUGGAGGAUAUGAUCUGCGGCGUUGUGGAUAUGGUCCUGGCGGAUGAGGAGAUGGCUGGUUACAUCAAGCAGCUCAACCCGGGCUUCCAGAAGCCGUCGCGCCCCUUCAUGCGGAUGAAGUACACUGAUGCGAUUGACUGGCUCAACGCGCAAGACCCCCCGAUUCUUAACGAGGAGGGCAACCCACACGUCUUCGGCGACGACAUCGCCGAGGCGGCAGAGCGCAAGAUGACAGACACGAUUAACAAGCCCAUUUUCCUCACGCACUUCCCCGUGGAGAUCAAGGCUUUCUACAUGAAGAAGGACCCCAACGACCUGCGCGUGACAGAGUCCGUGGACGUCCUGAUGCCCAAUGUCGGCGAGAUCGUCGGCGGCUCGAUGAGGAUGGAGGGCUAUGACGAGCUGCUGCAAGCGUUCAAGAAGCACAGCAUCAGCCCUGACCCGUACUACUGGUACCUCGACCAGAGGAAGUACGGAACCUCGCCCCACGGCGGAUAUGGUUUGGGCCUGGAGCGAUUCCUGGCCUGGCUGGCCAACCAGCACACCGUGCGCACCUGCUGCAUGUACCCUCGCUUCAUGGGACGAUGCAAGCCUUAAGCGGUGGCGUUGCUGGGGCACGAGCGUCUUUGGCGCGCUUCAUCCAUGGGCUCUCAAAACUAGGCUACUUUUGGCUGGGAUGUGGAUUGAUAUUCGGAAUAGAGAUCUCGUGUAGAAUCUCCCUUGCCGAUUUGGCACGACUGCUAGAGUCUCAGGGGAAAAGAGAAGAAAAUCAAGCGGCCCAGAAAGGGCAUGUAAUGACG
Molecule: messenger RNA, 2080 nt
Organism: Diaporthe batatas
Lineage: Eukaryota; Fungi; Ascomycota; Sordariomycetes; Diaporthales; Diaporthaceae
Product: asparagine--tRNA ligase DED81
Exons: 3
Coding region: 126-1877 (583 amino acids)
Biological process (GO): asparaginyl-tRNA aminoacylation
Cellular component (GO): cytoplasm
Molecular function (GO): asparagine-tRNA ligase activity; ATP binding; nucleic acid binding
Source: RefSeq, a predicted model, not a curated record